GUUUACUAUUUCCCACCCAAGCUAUUUUUGUGUAUGAGAUGAGGAUACUAACCUGGAAUGUCAAUGGUUUAGCAACCACUAUACAAUAUCAUCCUUGGUCAGAAACCAAGUCUUUUAAGGUAAAUAAAGUAACAAAAAUAAAUCAGAUGUUUAUAUAUGUGUGUGUAUGUGUGUGUUUAGGCCUUGUUAGACACAUUAAAUGCUGACAUUAUUUGUCUACAAGAAGUGAAAUGUCAACGAUCUAAACUAACAAGGGAAAUGGCAUUGGUACCUGGUUAUCAUGCUUAUUUCUCUUUUUCAAAAACUAAGCUGGGCUAUUCAGGAGUAGUGGCUUAUGUCAGAGAAAGUUUACCUCAGCCUAUUCAAAUACAUGAAACCAUUGUUGAUGACAUGGAGCACUAUACACUAAAUACGCCAGCUGAAAAACUCGAUGCAGAAGGACGGUCUAUCUUGCUUGACUUUGGCUAUUUUAUUUUACUAAACAUCUAUUUUCCAAAUGAUGCUGGAGAGGUUCGUAUUGAAUUCAAAAUGGACUUCCAUCGUGCUGUACAGAACAGAAUAGAACGUGAGUUGAAGCACAAACAUGUCAUUCUGGUAGGAGAUAUCAAUGCUGUCCAUGAAGAAAUAGACCAUUGUGACCCAAAGCAGAGUAUCAAAGAUCAUGACCUAGAGGACUUUAAAGACUUACCUCAGCGACGAUGGUUAGACAACAUGAUAGACCCUAAAGGUCCUUUGGUGGACAUGACACGUCUUUAUCAUCCUGGCCGACAGAAAAUGUUCACCUGUUGGAAUACGCGUAUGAAUGCAAGACCUAUUAAUUUCGGCACGCGUAUUGACUAUGUCUUGCCCUCGAUUGGAUUAUCAGAUUACUUUCGAUUUGCAGAUAUUCAGCCGCAUCUGAUGGGAUCUGAUCAUUGUCCUGUUUAUGCAGAUUUCUCGGACGAAUUAAGGGACAAGAUGACAUCGGAGCAGCGAUAUUUAAACUCAACAUUGCUGGCUUCUAAUUUUCCAGAAUUCAAACAUCAAAACAAAUUGUCAAAUUACUUUAGAAAACGACCUCUUGAAGAACAAUCAACACAAGAAACAUCAGAAAAGAUACAGAAAACAAGUCAGAAAAAGAAGACGACAGCAGCUAUGAUAGACAACUAUUUUAUUAAGAAGCCUUCGACAGUCAUAGAGAAAGACGUAUCCCCCAUCAUCUCCAAUAAUCAAGCAACAAAAGCCACUUGGACAUCUAUCUUUCAGACACCAGAAAUUCCUCGGUGUACAUACCACAAUGAACCAUGUCUUGAAAGAACUGUGACUAAAAAGGGGCCGAACUUUGGCCGUGUGUUUUAUGUAUGUUCUAAACCACGGCUGCAACACGGGCCGAGUGAAGAUCAGUUGAGUUGUAACUUUUUUUUAUGGAAGCAAAAUAAAGGAAGAAAGUAAAACGUGGUU
This is a messenger RNA of Gilbertella persicaria, 1440 nucleotides long. RefSeq names its product Endonuclease/exonuclease/phosphatase. The record is from RefSeq and is a predicted model, not a curated record. Gene Ontology annotation, cellular component: nucleus. Gene Ontology annotation, molecular function: zinc ion binding; endonuclease activity; phosphoric diester hydrolase activity. The transcript has 2 exons. Bases 259 to 1431 code for a protein of 390 amino acids. Lineage: Eukaryota; Fungi; Mucoromycota; Mucoromycetes; Mucorales; Choanephoraceae. Gene Ontology annotation, biological process: base-excision repair.